CAGUGUCACUGUCACAUCACAAGUUGAAGUGUUGAAUAUUUUGAAGAGGUUGAAGUCGAAAGUUUCGGCAAAUAAAUAAAGUUUGCGUAAUUUUCGUCAUCACCGGUCAACAAGGGUAUGUGUAAUUAAAUUAUGUAUAAUAUCCAGAGAUUCAUAUGAGGCGAGCAUCAUUGUGAAUAAGUAAAAAGAUAUAGGACUGGUUGGUGGGCCAGUACGCAAGUGUUGAAAGACGUUGAAAGAAGUUCAUUUUAUUUGAAACAGUCAUAAGCUUAGACCCGACAAACUGGCGACAAAGAAAUUGAUUUUUGAGAGUCUGUUAUAAAAUCAAUUCAGUAAGUUUAGACCAUACAAAAAAUAUGCAGAACGUAAUUAAUAGUGUAAAAGGAACAGCGCUAGCAGUGGGAGAGUAUUUAACACCCGUUUUAAAGGAAUCAAAGUUCAGAGAAACGGGGGUACUGACUCCUGAAGAAUUUACAGCUGCAGGUGAUCAUUUAGUGCACCAUUGCCCAACUUGGCAAUGGGCAAGUGGAGAUGAAGCCAAAUCUAAACCUUACUUGCUAAAAAAUAAGCAAUUCUUGAUAACCAGAAAUGUACCCUGUUCAAGAAGAAUUGAACAAAUGGAAUAUUCAAGAGAAAUGGAAAGAAUAAUAGUAUCUGAUGAUGCUGAUAAUGGUUGGAUAGACACUCACCAUUAUGAUAAGGAAUUGUCUUCAUCAGUUGAAAAUAAAAUAUCUGAAAUGACAUUAGAGAGUACAAAAUCGGAGAGCAUGGAAGAAGCAGCUCUAAAUGAUGAAAAUGAGAAAGAAGAUGAAGAUGAUGAUGAAGAAGCUGCUGAUAUGGAAGAAUUUGAAGAAAGUGGGAUGCUUGAAGAUGAUCAGGUUGUCAAAGUGAUAGAGCCAGUAGAACAAAAUAAAAGCAGUGCUGAAGAUGGUGAAAUAAUACAUACAAGAACUUAUGACUUGCACAUUACUUAUGACAAAUACUAUCAAACUCCUAGGUUAUGGCUUACUGGAUAUGAUGAGAAACAUGAGCCUUUAUCGGUAGACGAACUUUAUGAAGAUGUUAGUAAAGAUUAUGUUCAAAAAACUGUCACCAUGGAAACGCAUCCACAUCUUAGUGUACCCAAAAUGGCGUCCGUACAUCCUUGCCGGCAUGCCGAAGUGAUGAAAAGUAUCAUAGAAACUGUAAUGGAAGGUGGAGGUGAACUAGGAGUACACAUGUAUCUAAUUAUUUUCUUAAAAUUCAUGCAGUCUGUCAUACCAACCAUCGAGUAUGAUUACACGCAGAAUUUUACCAUGUAAAAUUUGGUCUGAAUGCAGCUUUCGAGUUAGAUGUUAAGUCAUAAUUCGCUCCAUAAUUAACAG
Psylliodes chrysocephalus is the source of this 1364-nucleotide messenger RNA. Lineage: Eukaryota; Metazoa; Arthropoda; Insecta; Coleoptera; Chrysomelidae. The record is from the annotation of a GenBank genome assembly.